AAAAUAUCUGAGAAUGUUUGUGCGAUUUCGUCUGCUAGGACAAAUAUUCCACCAAGAUCUGAUUUUAUAUCAGAACGUAAGCCCAUAAGUCAUCAUGGAGCGGGUAUCGUUUGUAAACAAAAUCAGCAAUGUGAUGAAAGCAACAGCGGAUGAUGAAUCUCCAAUACCAGGCUAUUUAUAUCCAGAAAUUUCCAAGAUAACUUUAGAAUCAGAUGGAAGUUGUGAAAGCCUUUUAGAAUUUCUGGUUGACAGGUUAGACAGAAACUCGUGCCAUGUGAAGGUAAAGGUCUUGAAAUUGAUGAAGUAUGUGGUAGAAAAUGGUAAUCCUAACUUUGCCAUGGGAUUACGGAAAAAAUCCAGAGGUCUAAAGGAAGCUACAUCUUUUGGUGGUCCCCCAGACCCUCUACAUGGGAACAUUCCAUAUUUAUUGGUCAGAAAGGCAGCAAAGGAGUUGUCAGAGCUUGUGUUUGACACAGAAACUGUUAAAACUUUACCCCAGAGUCCGCAGAAUCCAGUCCUCAAAAGUAAAGGAGGAAUGGGCAGAUCUUCCCGCAACCAGGGCAUGGAAGGCUUUGGAAAUACACCUAAACAACGGGAAAAAACUUUAGGAAGUACUAUACUGACUGGGUUAAACAAACUGGUGGAGAAUGUUACAGACUCUGGUAGUCCAGGACUAACAAUGUCUCCUAUAAAAACAUCUUGUGGUGAUUAUACACCAGUUCAGAUACAGCCCACAGUGGAGUCUGAGAGAUUACAGACUACCUCACCCCCAGUCAAUACAAGGCCAGCUCCCAGAAAACACAUCCCUGGUCGCGCUGGUGGCGGGUGGGAAGAUGAUCUUGACACAGAGGUUAGACUGUCAUCAGGCAGUAGAAGUGAUGGCAGUCAGGGUCAGUCAGACAGGUAUGAAUCCAGCUCAUCCACAGAGGACUGGAGCAAUGAAGAGAGCUUGGUGAUGGAGGUGACAGAUAAAACAGAACCCUGUCUCUUGACCAGAACACAGAUCUGUCACUUCCUAAAGAAGUGUCCCAGUGUGAACUGUGAGAAAACAGUGGAGAUCCUCAAUAGGUGUCUGUUGGGAACGGAGGACCACAUUGUCAUCAAAUGUCUGCAGUUGAUAGAGGGUCUGCUGAGAUGUGAUCUGGUCAACCUGGAGUUUAUAGCUGCCACAUGUCGCUCUAACCUCAUCUCUGUCUAUCACAGGGAUAAUUCACAGAUCAGGGCUAAGGCUAAGAAGAUAAUACGGAUAUUGGAGAAGCUGACCUCCCACAAUAACAUUUUACCAAUUCCUUGUGACAAGCCAAGCUCAUGUAAACCUGAGUCCACAGAAAACAGAGUGGAUGUGAGAGCCCCCUGUCAAUCAGAUGCUCAGCUGAACUUAUCAGAGGUCUCACAAAGCCCUGGAACCAGCACAACUAACAGUGUUGAUAAAGUCAAGUGUGAAAAUAUCUUAGAAUGUACAGAAAACAGUCAGCAGUCUAGUCCCCAAGCCUCUGCAUAUUUUCCAGCAUUUUUUGAUUCCACAACUGACAUGACUGAGGAUAGCGCCAUCCUCAAGUUAAAUCAGCCAAGGGAGAAUACUCCUGAUGGCAUUCCAGACCGGAUAGGCACUGAUCUACUUUCACAAGACGGAGCAGGCUCAUUAUGAUAUAGAAUGUUCUAGAGAAAUCAUUGCUAUGUGCUAUUUGUGUUUGUGAAUCUAGUCAUUUGAUACACAGUAGCCAGAUACAGUGGGACUCUAUGUUGUUUCUAAAGAAAUCAACCAGUGUACCAGCAUUACAUAGAGAACUUCUUGAUGAAAUUUAAGGAGGUAGACAUGAACAUCUGUCUCAUGUCAGUGUUACCUUACCAUGAAUCAUGAAUAAUAAUCUGCCAAAUUGGAUAAUCCGUCUGAGGAGGCUGAUUAAAAUUGAUGACUGAAGGAUGAUGUGCUAAUGAACUGUUACCAUAUAAAAAGAAAUGAUUCUGCUUAACAAGCUUGAUUUCUUAACUAAUUGACAAUUGAAUGUUAUUAUAUUUGUCACAAUUCGUCACCCAACAGAACAAAAGAGUUCAGAUCUAGAAAGUUUUCAGCAACAGCUUUGACAAAUCAUCAUGAAAAUCAGAUCACAAGUUGUAAAUCAGUCAGUCUUGUUUUAUAUGAACAGUGUAAGAAUUGAUUCUUAUUGUCUCAUACUAUCACUUAAUAGCAAUAAAGAUCAUAGGGCAAUAUCGAUAUGACUGUACGGAUAUAGAAUAGUAUAAUACUAUGAGGCCAUGUUAAAAGCAGUAGUUACUCUGCAUAAAAAAUAUUUUAUACUAGGUGACAUAUAUUGUCAGUAGUCACUGCCAUUUACAUUACAUAUGGGUCAGCUUUCGGUUACAGUUUCUGUUCAGAAUGGGCCCCAUGGGUACUGGCCAUCUUCAUGCUUGUGUGAAAUUUUGUACCUGGACUCAUGUUGCCUAUUAACAUAUAAUUUCAGAUUGGUAUUUAUGGCACAAAUAUGUGUGUAUAAGACUGAACAAAUUCUCUUCUAAAUAUUAUCAUGUUUAU
Molecule: messenger RNA, 2533 nt
Organism: Liolophura sinensis
Lineage: Eukaryota; Metazoa; Mollusca; Polyplacophora; Chitonida; Chitonidae
Product: AP-4 complex accessory subunit Tepsin-like
Exons: 13
Coding region: 95-1648 (517 amino acids)
Cellular component (GO): trans-Golgi network membrane
Source: RefSeq, a predicted model, not a curated record